Molecule: messenger RNA, 680 nt
Organism: Danio aesculapii
Lineage: Eukaryota; Metazoa; Chordata; Actinopteri; Cypriniformes; Danionidae
Gene: lyrm9
Product: LYR motif containing 9
Exons: 3
Coding region: 163-399 (78 amino acids)
Source: RefSeq, a predicted model, not a curated record
GUAAUUCCUCUGUUAUCCUUCACCUUUACGUCUCAAAUAUGUGCAUGCGACAGAGUGUAACACUAUGAAUUUGCGACCCGAAUUAUGCUUUUUAGUUUAGUGUUUAGACACUUAGCGUUUUUAAACUUUAGUAACUCUGAGUGAAAGUGUCCACAGACCGUCAUGUCUCCUGUAGCAGGCGCUGAGAUGAUCCGCACGCCACUUCGGCUCUAUCGGUACCUGCUGCGCUGCUGCAAACUCCUGCCUUCAGAAGCCAUGCAGAAACACUACCAACACGCCAUCAGACAGAGCUAUAAUAGUCAUGUGGAUGAGGAUGAUCCAGAAAGGAUUCAGAUGAUCAUUCAGAGAGCUAUAUCUGAUGCAGACUGGAUAUUAAAUAAAUACACAAAAAAGAAGUGACCACCUUGGUGAAGUGUUCAUCAUGAAGCAAACUGAGGACUUGCACACAAGUUUGCUGCUAAACAUCGUAAAGAGAAAGUGAAAUCAUAAACACAGGUUAAACAGUACAUCACCAAAUAUCCAAAUCAACUUUUACAAGUGUAACAAUGCCCUGAGGUUUACUUGAUACACAAAGAAUUAACAAAGCCUUUUAUUCACUUUAUCUGGUAUAUUAGCCAUUCAAUUAUUGAUGCACCUAUUUAAUCAUAUACUUGUUGCCUUUAUUCAAGAUUGUGUAUUUU